Molecule: messenger RNA, 822 nt
Organism: Cynara cardunculus var. scolymus (artichoke)
Lineage: Eukaryota; Viridiplantae; Streptophyta; Magnoliopsida; Asterales; Asteraceae
Product: protein RALF-like 34
Exons: 1
Coding region: 153-524 (123 amino acids)
Source: RefSeq, a predicted model, not a curated record
GAAACACGGACGCCAUUAUCGAUCUUUCCAAUAUAUUGCUUGUACUCAUAAAACCCUACAGCUGUUAACCCAACCCCACGCUUUAUCCACAACACAUAUUGCAUGUGACUCUUCUUUGUCUUCAGUUCUUCACAGAAACUCCAUCGGCAUCAAUGGCGUCUCCGCUUCUCCACUUGCUCCUCCCGCUAUGCCUUAUAUUACUAGCACUCACACGCGCCUCCGGUGGCGACGCCACAAAGCAGCUCGCCCUACAUCUCGUCGAUGCCGAGAUGGAGAUGUCGAUUUACGGCGGUUUUGACGAAAUCGAAGGGGAAGAUGAUGAAAACGAAUCUGUUUCUGAUCGUAGAUCUCUGUUUUGGAGGAGGAUGAGAUACUACAUUUCGUAUGGAGCGUUGUCGGCGAACAGAGUUCCGUGUCCACCACGCUCUGGUAGGUCGUACUACACUCAUAACUGUUGGAGAGCUAAAGGUCGGGUUCGUCCUUACACCAGAGGUUGCUCCACAAUCACGCGUUGCCGCCGGUGAAAUUAAUCCGGCGCCGGUCAUUGUUCCACCAUUGGAGGUUAAUUAAGGUAUGCUUGAAUCAUUGAAAUCAAUACUACGUCGUCCCAUUUCAAUCCGUUGAGCAAUCAUAUUCUCUUAUGUUUGCAGAAUCUGACCUGCUAAUAAUGAAUUCAUUAGCAAUUAAGCAUCAUGUUCAUAUGAAUUCAAGUAUGUUUAUAUGGAACUCUGAUGAUUCAAUUGUUAAAUGAUUUCGUCGAUUUCCAUUGAAGAACAUGUCAAAUCCAUUGAAUUCUUCGAUCUAAGCGUUUUGGAUCUUAAA